CGCAAACUGCAUACAGGAAGCUCCAAAAGAUAUAGUGAUGUUGUCUUUUUUAGUUUUGAAUUGUAAUACAAAUGAUUUGUAAUGCAUUUUUGCAUUUUAAACUUCUGCUGAUAAUGAGUGAAAGGGUGCUUAGGGCUUUCUGCAAUCAAAUGCACUGCGCCGAGGUCGUCUUGACAACCUCAUACAUUGUUGCAAAUUGAGCAGAAACCACAACCACUUUCCCACGGUAAGACUAACAGAAGACACUACGAACACGUUGUGGGUAGAAGAGGAAGACACUACAGCGGUUCACAAAGAGAUGUAUUAAUUAACGUUAAAUGGUUCGGUUCAUCCUGAAACAAGCCGUGACAACCUUCCGUUCGUCCUGAAACAAGAGCCAUGACUCAAGAAAUAAAGGAGGCAAUCCUGCAGGUAUUACCUACAUUAGCAGAGGAUACCCUGUCUUUGCUGCUGACCAGACUUAACAGCAUUGGCGUGGACCGCAAGUCGGAUUUGCAAUAUGUGAAGGAGGAGGAUCUGUCAGAACAUCUUCGACCUAUAGAAUCGCGAAAACUGCUAAACAAAUGGAGCACCGAUGGGCAGCUGAGGUGUGCUGAAAAUUUACAAAGUGACAAUUCACAAUCAGACUCCACACGUAGUCCAUGCAGACUGGAUUCAUCCUCCUCAUCCUUCUCAUCCAGCCCAACCAGCACAAAUAGCAGCACCAGCACAGUCGACAUAGACUCUUGGCCAGACUGUUUUAAAGUUCCUUGGGGCAAAAUGCCUCAUGCCAUAUCAAUGGCUGUGCAUUCACAAAAGCGCCCAGCUCCAAGAGACCGAAGAGAAAUGGUCCGGAUCAUAGUAGAUGAAAUGAGGGUGAUUGAAGCCAAUCCUUCUAGAUCUGAUUGCUUUUCUGUUGCUAAGAAAAUAGUUAGACAGUAUCCCAAGAGCUUUGCCGAUGUCUUGAAAGAUGGCACUAAAAUUGGAAGUGGAUAUGCUUCCCUUGUCAAUCAGAUUAAAUCCAGGGUUGAACACCUGAAUAGGGACAAUGUUACAGCAAGACGCCGGAGAGGAAAAACACUGCCAAGCUCAUCCACCACCAAGAGCACCAAAGGACCAUCAGAUCAAUAUGGGUGUAUCAGUUGGCAGCCUGAGUGUCCUACUGGGGAAACUGAAGACAGCCUUAAGGGGAAAAAAGAACAAAUGCAAGAGAUGUUUUCAAGAGAAGGUCCAGUGGGGGGAGAGAGAGGAUGUGUCGACCAGCUAAUGCAUGUUACAUACUACCUGCAACGUAAGUCUAUCAACGCAAGUCCACCUCACACAAUUGCUGAGCUUAGAAAAGAUUGGCCAUAUCUCUUCACUCAGAAAGGCCUCUACAGUCACUUUCAGCAUCUUACAGACAUACCCAUCCUGGAAAAAAUGGAGGGAGCAAUUGCAGAAAAGGGAAAGAUGAUCCUCCAGUUUUUUCGCCAAAAGCCAACAAACUCGGAGGUGAAGCAGGUGCUGUCCAUGUUUGAGGCCAGUGGGUCUACCGUAGUUGGACCUUGUGUUAUCCUGUGCUUAAUGGCACACUUCAAAGAGAACCCAGAUGGACUACUGUUACAAGUUGAUGAAACAGCCACUCCUGCAGACGUGGAGAGAUUGCCUUUACCAGAUGCUCCCAGAUUAGUUAUUCAAGGGAACAAAUUUGUUUCCAACAAAUGGAUGCUAACCAUCGAAAAACAAGUGGUGAUGACUCCACAUUCAAGCUUCACUGCAGGCCUGGCCACUUUGUUUGCAACCUUAUAUACCUUCAAUUUGGAGUACCAAGAGGAGGCUUCAUGUGUCCUUGAAUUCAUCCAAAGGUGCUUUGUGGGAAUCAACCCAGACACCGGCUCCAAGGCUUCAAGUGGAAAGAAAAAACGUCACACAAUCAAUUGCAGAAAAGGAUGCCUUGGUAAAUCCAGGACCUGCAUCCACCGAGUUGUACCAGCUCCGGAUGGUUUGGGGGUGUGGAAGGACGAGAUCGAAGGACUGGCGCACAUACUCCAUUUCCAUAGGCACACCAGAUAUGGAGCCCUCUAGAAGCUCAGCACACGGAGACGAAAUAAGCGCUUUCUGCUUCAACUCAAGGAUGAUCGAGGAUAGACUGUGAACUUUUGUUUUUUAAUCUGUUAAUUCUGUCAUUUUGGACCUUUAUCCGUUUGCGGCAUUCUUGGAGUUUACAUUCCACCACAUUUACCUUGCGUUUCAGUGUUUGUGGUGAAUCACUGACCAUGUAUGCAUGGUCUAGAAGAACAUUGGAUGUCUCUGUUGUGCUAGGGUAACAAUAAUCAUGUACCACAAUGUGCUCAUUGCCCAGUUCCUCUUCCACGUCACCCAUACCUGCCUCCUCUGCAUCAAAAUCAAAAUCCCCCCCCACCUCAUCAUCAAUACCUGCCUUUCCCAUCGCCAAACCCUCCUGUUCAUUAUCAGUGACAUCCUCGGCCAAAAAGGCUGAGUGCAGAGUAUAUGCAGAGUAUAUGUUGCACAUAUGUUGCACAA
Alosa sapidissima (American shad) is the source of this 2502-nucleotide messenger RNA. RefSeq lists its product as uncharacterized. Bases 379 to 2043 code for a protein of 554 amino acids. The transcript is spliced from 9 exons. Lineage: Eukaryota; Metazoa; Chordata; Actinopteri; Clupeiformes; Clupeidae. The record is from RefSeq and is a predicted model, not a curated record.